UUCCUCAUGUGAUCGCCAUUACAACACCUUUGCCAGCCCACCUCUCCAUUCACUCCGUUCACGCUUGGAGUUAGGUUGCCACUCCUUUUAAUGGCCGGAAUCCAUCACCGUUUCUCCCCAUCUUCUCCUUUUGCUUUUCAUGAAGGAUCUCUCCCUGUUCCUUCUCAAGAACUCCCUCGCGUCCAGGAUGAAGAAAGGGUUCAGGAACUUCUGCCAUGGCGUCAGCUCCACAUCGACCCUGAGGCAGAAGAAGGCCGAACCGGACGUGUCCUGCGUCGCCGCGCCAUCCGUCGAGGGCUCCUACUUGGAGGAAAGUAACGCGACAGCAACCCCUCUGACGCUGGAGCAGAUGAUCUUGCAGCUGGACAUGGAAGAAGAGGCUGCGAGGAGGGAGCAGCUCGACGACUACAGCGAGGUCCACCGGAGGAUGUCGUGCGUGAACAACUCCGACAUCUUGAGGUCCGCGCGGAAUGCGCUGAAUCAGUACCCGAGGUUUUCUCUCGACGGGAAGGACGCCAUGUAUAAGUCGUCCUUCCGCAACCUCGGCGCGAGGCCCAGCACCUUCGACGGAGGCCGUAGAUCCGUUUGCUGCUGCAGCAAAUUCGUGGGAGCGUCCUGCAAAGCCGGUUACCAGCUGGACCUGGAGAGAAACCUGUGUCUUCCGCCGACGGUGGCGGGGGAGAAUGUGGUUUGGUGCAAACCAGGAGUUGUAGCCAAAUUGAUGGGCCUGGACGCUGUGCCGGUGCCAAUAGGCGGCCGGCGAGGGAAGAAUGGAGCCAUUAAUCCUGCUUCAGCUAGUAGGAAGCAAUCUCUGAGGAGAAACGGAAGGCAUGAGCUGGAGAAGGAGAGAGUCCUUCACAUGGGACUGCAUGGCUGCAAGGGGAUCGGGAUGGGGAGGGAAUCAUCUGCUUCUUGUUCCGCUGCAGGCUACUGCGUGAUGAAUCCGAUCUCCGUCGAGCAGUGCCGGAGCGCGGAGGCCUGGCGAUUUGGCCGGGCAAGGUAGCCUUAUCAUGUUAUGGCAUCCCCUGCUUCAGCCGUAAAACCAUUACCGCAGGAUCCCAACCAAGUCAUCUCCUUAGAUUUUGGUCCUUAUAUAUAUAUAUAUAUAUAUAUAUAUAUAUAUAUAUAUAUAUAUAUAUAGAGAGAGAGAGAGAGAGAGAGAGAGAGAGAUGAAACACAAAUAUAUAACAAACAAGUGAUCAGUUGUUCGA
Molecule: messenger RNA, 1211 nt
Organism: Musa acuminata AAA Group (dessert banana)
Lineage: Eukaryota; Viridiplantae; Streptophyta; Magnoliopsida; Zingiberales; Musaceae
Exons: 1
Coding region: 140-1003 (287 amino acids)
Source: RefSeq, a predicted model, not a curated record